Exaiptasia diaphana is the source of this 4864-nucleotide messenger RNA. RefSeq names its product fibroblast growth factor receptor 2. NCBI's taxonomy places the organism in Eukaryota, Metazoa, Cnidaria, Anthozoa, Actiniaria, Aiptasiidae. The record is from RefSeq and is a predicted model, not a curated record. Bases 399 to 3230 code for a protein of 943 amino acids. Gene Ontology annotation, biological process: fibroblast growth factor receptor signaling pathway; positive regulation of kinase activity; multicellular organism development. Gene Ontology annotation, cellular component: signaling receptor complex; membrane. The transcript is spliced from 15 exons. Gene Ontology annotation, molecular function: ATP binding; fibroblast growth factor receptor activity.
CAACACACCAUAACGCCACUACGCCAAUCAAAUUCAAGCGCAAUCGCGCUAUGACUCGUGAAUUUUGUUAGUUCAAAGCAAGUUAACUUUUGGUCCACUCAAGUGACUUAUAAGCCGAUCGUAUYCGUUUACAAACAGUCUUCAAGGGUACAAGUUUUAGGGACCUAACGUGGUUAAUAUUUGAUGUAACGAGAUCAAAGCAUGGAAAAGCAUCGGAAUUGCGUUUGAUCGUCUCCAUGGAUAGUAUGGUUUAGUUUGCACGCUGGUAACAUCGUGAACAGCUCGCCAAGAAAACACUUUGUUGACAACUUAUUGUGCCUUCRUUCUAGAGGACUGGUUGUGUGUAUAAUGCAGAUAUGAAUACAGAAUCUGGGAGAUAGUUCUUGCUUAUUACGGACAUGCAAGGGUGCUUACAUCUGUGGAUAUUGCUGAUAUAUGGUAUUAUUAUACCACCUGCAUAUCCAGAUCCCUCAGCACCAAAGUUCAAAGCUGGACUCAAACGCAAGUUUGAAGUACAAGAAUCAAAGUCUGUAAGAUUGCGAUGUUCUGCGACUGGAGACCCUAAACCUAAAAUAUCAUGGACUAAAGAUGGCGGCAUGCCCAAGUCUUCGCGGUAUAAAGUCAGAAAGAAUGGUUCCCUACGAAUACGGAAUACUGUCUUUAGCGAUUCUGGUCGUUAUACUUGUAAUGUUUCUAACGCUUUUGGAACCAUCAACAAAGUCAUAGAGUUGACUAUUAAAGCAAAACCAUUUUAUGUGAAUGACAUGGGCUCGGGUAGAGUUUUUGGCAUCAUYUCACGACCSUUGGAUCUCAACUGCAAAGCGUCUGGUACACCACCUUUAAGAUAUGAAUGGUUUAGAAAUGACAAGAGAAUCAGAAAUAGAAUUCAAUGGAAGUUACAUUUUACUAAUCUAACCUACGAAGAUUCCAGCAAGUAUAAGUGCAAAGUGACAAAUACCCAUGGAUCGGUUAGCCAUACGUUCAGCCUUCGUGUUGUGGACUCGGCCAAUCAGACUACAACCACAUCAACCCCGACAACUAAACGAGACAUGAAUUUACUACAGUUCGUCGACUGGCCCAAAAUGCAGAGAAGUUUCAUCGCUUGGCCAGCGUCACAUUCYAUUCGCCUGCGUUGUCAAGCAACAGGAGCAAAGCCAAUCAAAUACCGCUGGCUYAAAGAUGGCAAAAAGAUGAAACCAAGACGAUUAGACCCUUAYAUGAAUGAYACUUUAUGGUAUUUUAAAUUGAAAGAUCUUGUGCCAAGCGAUAAUGGAAAAUACACCUGYAUUGUAUCGAACAAGUAUGGGUCUAUCAACCACACCUACACCCUCCACGUUGUUGCAAAGCCCCGAUCACCACCAAUUUUACAACCAAACCUUCCCAGAAACACCAGCGUYCAACUAGGAAAACAUGCAGUGAUGCGGUGCAUCGUUGUGGUCAGCGGAACUCUACCUGACUUYAGAUGGCUUAAAUGGCAUAAAAUUCCAAAGUCRUACAAAARAGUGAAUCUCAGCCAWCACGAUAAGUCAUUGGCUACUCUGAUUAGCCCUAUUCAUUACAAGACAAUUAAGGCCGGAGAACAUUUUGGCGUGAAGUUGACUGUUGCUAAUGUGACGAAAAAGGAUUUGGGAAUGUACACUUGCUGUGCCAGCAAUCAUAUUGGCAUGAGGUGUAACAGUGCAUUUUUGAUUGAAAAGGUUAUACCAACAACGAAGCCAGAUCAUAUAGCAGCGUCAAGAACAAACCCACCAAUACCAUUUGCCAACGUCACGGAUCCCAGACAAAUUACCAUCCAAAAACCACCMAAACCAUCGACCUURAAUAUAAARUUGAUCGCGAUUCUUGCGAGUAUGGUAUCCCUACUGGUCGUUAUWUUAGUGACAGCCUCKAUUAUAAGAUGUCGCAUCAAAGCUGGKAAAAACAAUAACAAAGGCAACAAACCCUCGGAGAUYCAUCUCCCCGAUGUGCCUUUUCUACCYCCGUCGUCAACACUAAUAUCGGAGCCUAACACACCGACACACUCCGAGUUGUCUAGYAGGAUGUUUCAGUUUCCUAUCGUACGAUCUAGAAUUAAUUCCUCUAGYUCAGGCAACUCUGCGACACCGUUGAUACGUASAAAUGGGAGUUAYAGAUCGAGGUUCUCAUCAGGAGUUUCAUCAGCGCGUUUGGAUUCUAAUAUUACAGAAGAUUAUUACGAAUUACCGCUGGACGAAGAGUGGGAAAUCGACCGAAGUCAAAUAACUAUCAAAGAACAACUGGGUGAAGGCGCUUUUGGACUUGUGAUGAAAGCAGAGGCUGUUGGGAUACAAGAUCAUCCGAGUGUAUGUACUGUCGCGGUGAAAAUGCUCAAAGCCGAUGCAACAGAGAAUGAAUUGGCAGAUCUCCUGUCUGAAAUGGAUACAAUGAAAACSAUAGGAAGACACAAUAACAUCAUCAACUUGUUAGGAGCUUGCACACAAAAUGGUCCCCUGUUCGUCAUUGUCGAAUUUGCUCCUUAUGGCAACCUAAGACAGUUUCUCAGAGAAAGAAGACCGUCUGAGUAYCACAGAUCACAGUCUGAUUACUCGAACUCAUCAGURCAGCCAUCUUUAACUAUCAGAGAUUUCAUCUCGUUUUGUUUUCAAGUGUCGAGAGGAAUGGAGUAUUUGUCUGCUAAGAAGUGUAUUCAUAGGGAUUUAGCAGCCAGGAACAUCUUGGUAGGCGAAGACUACGUCAUGAAGAUUGCAGACUUUGGCCUGGCAAGGAACAUACGGGACAUUGAUUAUUACAGAAAAGCUACAGAUGGACGUUUACCUAUUAAAUGGCUCGCCAUUGAGGCUCUGUUYGACCGAGURUACACAACGCAAAGCGAUAUCUGGGCGUUUGGAAUUCUAUUAUGGGAAAUCUUUACGUUAGGUGGUUCUCCAUACCCUGGGAUCCCUGUGGAAAAACUCUUCAAUCUMCUUAAGUCAGGGUAUCGGAUGCAGAUGCCUCAGAACUGCCCUGUUGAGCUUUAUGACAUCAUGUUAAAAUGUUGGUGUGAGGAUCCAAAUCAACGACCAACAUUCACCGAGCUGAAAGACGAGUUUGAUAAGAUGCUGUCGUCCAUGUCAGACAAGGACUACUUGGAGAUCCUAGCCAAAUCGAUCGACGAUAUUGCAAAUGAAAUGGAAACAACKAUCACAGACGAGUCCAGUUGCGGCACCCAUCAAGAAGCCGAAUGCGAAACGUUUGCAGAGUCAGUUUGCUAGAAGAUAUACCAUAUUGAAUACCACCGUGGACACGMUWAUCGUCGCCGCAAUAAUAUUUGCGUUGCUAWKRYACAUGCCGCAACUAUGGUGAUAUCUGUUACUAUGGCUCCGACGUUACUAUGGCUACAACUCGUUACUGUGGUAAUGUAAAUUACUUGGGUCCUGGCGUUACUAUGGUGAUAUCAACGUUGCUMUUGCGUCUUUCGUUACUAUGGAAACAUCAAGGUUACUAUGGCAUAUGUCGUUACUAUGGUAAAGUUUGCAAUCAUCAACUACAAAGAGCAUCAAGACAAGGAGUCRAUGCUCCCAUGGGAUAUGUUAACUGAACCAUCAUGGGUCACAKAGACAGAAAAUAUGAAAAUAGUAUCAAAGGUAUUCUGGAUGGAAGCACCCAGGUUGAUGGUAUGAUUUAAGCCACGAAAUCUAAAGAAUUGGAAUGGCAUUAACAGUUGAUUUUUGAUAAUCAGAAGAAAGUACAAUGGAUCAGAGAAAAAGUGCUCUCUGUCACAAAAAUGGAACGAYAAUUUGAUUGGAAUUAUUAGUCACAUCAUCAAAAACAAUGGAUUAUGAUUGAUAUUUUGAGUAAUUCAAUUAAGGAACAGCAGAAUUGUGAUCUACCAACGAAAAAACAAUGAACACAUUGAAUUGAAGAGCUGAAAGACGUCAGUGAGAAAGCUUCUCGAACAAUUGAUCGCUCGAGUGUCCAUUGAGGGGUCGGAGAAAACCUUCUCGAAGGAGUGAUCACAAUAAUGUCUUUCUAAAAUGCUGGCUGGUUAUUACAAGAAAAAGGUUCUCGAAUACUGACUUGAUCGUCAUGAGUGUGGGAAACCCCGAUUAGUUUUUCUUAGGAAAACAUUCUCGACACUUGAUCAGAAAACGGACAAUAACCCAUUAUUGAAAGGAAACAUAAGCAGAGAACGUAAUAUAUACACAUAAGGCUCUUUGUGCYACGCUAUUUUAAUGAGCACGCCUAGAGCACUGAAACAGUUCAUCAUUUAAACGAUGCAUGUACAGUGAAUUGAUCGAAUUUUACGGAAUUUCACAUUACUUCGUGUAAGAAGCUGCAAUGUAUAGCAACAAAUAUUUGAAUGUGAAAUGCAUGGAAUUUUCCAAACGGUUAGAAAUUAACUUAAAGAGGAUGUCUUUGUGGAAGACUUUCAUUUAGAACUGUUGGCGACUUGUAGUCGCGAAUCCUAGAUAGUUAAAAUUUAACUUUCAAUAUCUUGAAAAGAGAUAAUUSCUGUCCAAAAAGUCAUCCUCUAAGGCGGUCUAGUUCACACAGUUAUUGGAGUGAAAAGCCUAGAUUAACCUAGCCUGCGUUGUCAGUGGUGUGCGGUUUAGYCCAGGGUGAAAAGAAACCGCAGACCGCAAGCAACGAAUGCUCAUAUUCAGCCAAUGAUUACCAGAUUGAGAAACCUACGGGAAGAAGUCCGUGUGAGAUGUAAAUUAUAUUCUAGUAGAGCGUUGUAAAUAUUUUCGAAAACUUCUGUUGUACUAUAUAUAUUAAAUAGGCACGGCCCUCAAUCACGUGAUUUGUGUAAGUUGAUCACGUGAUUUGGCAAUGCAACGCUAUGCAAUUGUACAGAAUUAUAUUAGAAUCAAAKAAUGAGGAAUAAAAAAAACAAGUAUUUUUA